Molecule: messenger RNA, 990 nt
Organism: Ectocarpus siliculosus
Lineage: Eukaryota; Phaeophyceae; Ectocarpales; Ectocarpaceae
Source: the annotation of a GenBank genome assembly
AUGGACCUCAUCGAAAGCAUGGACGGCGCCACUAUUCGCGCGGACAAACAGACAAAAAAGGGGAGCGUCAUGGACACAAUCCGAAUGGUCCUUCGAUGCGACUCGAGCAACGCAAACACUGCCUUCGGACGGCUUCUUCAAGCCCACCCCGAACUGGGUUCUCGCUGCACCCGGUCAAAGCUGAAUGGCAAAGGCAACGAGACGCCGGUCGCCGACGCCAAAACCCUAAUCGAAAUUGUGUGGCUACUCCCCGGCAAGAAAGCACACUCAUUCCGUCGCCAGUCGUCCGAGAAGGUGUGCCGCCUACUCGGUGGCGAUCUGAGCCUCGUGUCCGAGAUCGAGGCCCGCCACGCCACCCUGCAGAGCACCGAACAAGGGCGCGAGACGCAAGAAUUCCUCCUACAUGGACGAGAGGAGGCCGUUGAAACCUUCGAUGGAAUGCCAGCCGGCUUCAAGUACCUCUCUGAGACCGACCGCGCGCAGGUCGCCAAGCGAAUGAUUGAUCAGCAGCUCAAGGCUGGCGACCAGGCCCUCAAGCGGAAGAGGGUCGACGACCUCGUGCACAGCUACCGAGCCAUACAAGACAUCGGCGUUCGUCUCGACGGGCGCACCCUGAUCGAGUUGCGCGACAGCGUAACAAUCCUCAGCCGCCAGAAUACGGUUGAAGAUGAUGCGGUGGCCGUCGCCACCCCGCUCCUGCAGGACUCCAACACCUCAACACAUGAGCUUGCCUCGGCGCAGAGGGGUAAGGAGACAGGCAUCGUGGUCGUGUCCUCCAAAAUUGGCAUAAGGGUUCCACAAAACUUGUGCGGGAAGGUUGGAAAGUUGAUGCGACAACUGUACAUCAAAAAGUACGCCCUUCCCGGCAACUGGAAUGCUUUUGUCAAGAGGCAAACGCUCAUCAACGGAAGACCCGUGAUGGAAAAUUGCUUUUUUUCAAGGGAUGAAGACAUCAUCGAGCAAGCCAUUCGAGAAGUCAUGCAUGAAUAG